CGCGUCACAUCAACGAACGUGCAUGAACGCGCCAGCUCAUUUACUCGCGUGCACUCGCACUCGCUUGAUUCUCUUCCUCCAACAAUGCGACGCAGUCCUCCCACCAUCCACUUCCUCGCCGCCACAGCCACCGACGCCGGCACAGGCACCGCCAUCACAAUGUCUUCAAGCUCUCAUCAACGAGGACGCGGAAGAGGAUUCUCCGGCCGCUUGUACUCCGGUGGGAGAGGCCAGUUCGUUACCGGCGACGCGCACUUCCAGUCAGUUCGUGACGCCAAUUUAGGAUUCCGGCGAGGCGAGAGAGGAAGCUUCGCGAACCAAACGCAGCACCAUCAGAAUCCACCUUAUAACCCGAGGGCUCCUUCUCCGCCGCAGCAUCACAAACCUCAGUUCCGUCACCCUCCGCCGCAGUUUCGGCCGCCUCCGCCGUCUGAUAACCGACAAGCGUUUCGUCCGCCACCCCAUAUUCGGCCUCGGCCUCCGGAUUAUCGAGACUGGGAGCUUGCUCUGACGCCGCCGCCUCCCCCUCAUUGUGAGAGGUUUAAAGUUCUUUCCUAUAAUAUAUUGGCUGACUACCUUGCAUUGGACCACCGGAACAAACUUUAUUUUCACAUACCUCGAUACAUGUUGGACUGGCAGUGGAGAAAGAGAAACAUAAUUUUUGAGCUGGGGUUGUGGUCUGCUGAUAUCAUGUGUUUACAGGAGGUUGAUAGAUUUCAUGAGUUGGCAGAUGAGUUGAAGCUUAAGGGAUACCUUGGCAUUUGGAAGAUGCGAACAGGGAAUCCAGUUGAUGGCUGUGCAAUCUUUUGGCAAACAUCAAGGUUCAAUUUGUUGUAUGAAGAAUUCAUUGAGUUUAAUAAGCUUGGACUUAGAGAUAAUGUUGCUCAAAUAUGUGUACUAGAGUCUAUUAAUCAAAAUGGAUCUCUGCCAUCCAGCUUGACAGGCUCCAGAAAAGUAGUGGUUUGUAACAUUCAUGUGCUUUACAAUCCUAAUAGGGGGGAAAUCAAGCUUGGCCAGGUUAGAGUGCUACUUGAUAAGGCUAACGCAGUUUCUAAACUCUGGGAUGAUGCUCCCGUAGUUAUCUGUGGGGACUUUAAUUGUACCCCUAAGAGUCCAUUAUACAACUUUAUAGCAGAACAGAAGUUAGAUCUGUCUGGAAUAGCUAGGAAUAAGGUAUCUGGACAAGCUUCUGCUAUAAUUUGUCCACCAAAGCUCUGGGGUCCUAAUUCUAGUGAAAGAUCUGCUAAUGGUUUAGUUCAAGCCACAUCCACUGAUGGUGUCAAGGAAGUUAUUGAAAAAAAUAAUUCUUUGUCGGACAUGCAGAAUCUGGACACUAAGAGUAAUAGUUUGGAGAAUCAAUGUCAGACUGUUUUGGAUAUGUCUGUUAAGUCUCUUACAAAUGUGGAGAGUGGAAAGGAAAAUGGUGUAUAUGCAGGAAAAGAUACUCAGGAAACUGCUGUUGUGCAUUCUAAUAUUUUUCAUGAAGUUGAUAGAAUAAAAGAAGAGCCUAACCCUUCAUAUAAUGAAAGUAGGCGCCAUAUUGAUCAUGUAAAUGGUGAGAUUCAAGACAUCACACCUGAGACCGCCUCUGCUUCUGAAGCUGUUCACAGGGAUACAACUGGUAUGGGCUGCAAUGAACAUAUAUCAGAUGAAGUCCCAACUUCAAGCAAAGAAUUAUUAAGCAGAAAAUCCAACUUACAUGGCCCUGAAGGAGAUAAGCAUGUGGAGUUUGACUGUUUCCUGACUUCUCUCCUGGAAGACAAUCAACCUUCCAGGGUGAAGAUUGAUCUUGGGUCAACAGAUGUUGUCAAUGUAGAAAUUUCUUCAACUAAACCAUCCAGCCAGAUUUCAGUUUCCAAUGCAUUUGAAGCCCCUCAAACAGAGUAUGGAGAUAUCUCAUCUUGUGAGGUCACUGAUAAUGACCAAAAUAACAGCUUAUCAACCUCAUAUCUGGCUGACAAAUCUCAUCAAUGGUCCAACAUUGACGUUCCACUAGAUGAAAAACUAGAGAAAUCAUUCCUUGAUGAGACAGAUAAAACCAAUAUAGGCAGUGAAAAUAUUUGUGAAGAUGAUAAUGCUUUCAUAUCUUCAUUACAUAAUUCUGAAGGAAUUACUCUUGAUCUUGACUCAUCUAUGAAAUCAGAUCUUGAAAAGUCAUAUCAGUUUGAGGAAUUAGAUUCUGCUUCCAACAACUUGGUGGUGCCUGUAGAAAGCAAUCAAGUGGAGGAUGACUUGUCUCCAAGUGAUACUUUCAAAUCUAUUGAUGCAGAGGAAACUUCUUAUUAUAAUCCAUCAUUAUGGACCCCUAUGGAGAUAGAAACUGCAACAGGAAAUGCAGAGUGCACCUUCUUGGAGCAUCCUUUAUCACUUAGGAGCACAUACACUGAAGCUAUGGAUUGUUCAGGGACCAGAGACCCACAUGGAGAGCCCCUGGUAACCAGUUAUAAUAGGUGCUUCUCAGGCACCGUAGACUACAUAUGGCGAACUAAAGGUCUUCAAACAAUCAGAGUUCUUGCUCCAAUGCCUAAACAUGCCAUGGAAUGGACUCCAGGAUUCCCAACAAAGAAAUGGGGUAGUGACCAUAUUGCCUUGGUUUCCGAAUUGGCUUUCUUGAAAGAUGGUACCGACACUGGCACCUAUAUUAAAUAGCCAAGGGAUGGCCAGAUUUGAAUUAUUUCAAGUGAAAAAGGGUGUCAAGUGAAAAGUGUGGGUGUUAUUUCUGAUCAAUGGUGGAAACACUACUCUUUUCAAGUGAGAGAAUCCAAAACCCCUUGCCAAAAUUUCCCCCUUCAGUAUUUAUUUAUGUUAUAGGGAAGUUCAAGGUUCUGCCAAGUCUGAGGCAUAUUUCGUUGUAAAUUAAUAAUUUAUAUUCCUCGUCAAGUCAGUCCAGUACAUUUGAAAACCCCUAGCUCAUGAUAUAUGGGAUAUAUGAUUUUUUGAGCCGUUA
Messenger RNA from Abrus precatorius (Indian licorice), 2947 nucleotides. Its product is annotated as carbon catabolite repressor protein 4 homolog 6-like. The coding region runs from base 85 to 2649 and encodes 854 amino acids. NCBI's taxonomy places the organism in Eukaryota, Viridiplantae, Streptophyta, Magnoliopsida, Fabales, Fabaceae. The record is from RefSeq and is a predicted model, not a curated record. The transcript has 15 exons. Gene Ontology annotation, molecular function: 3'-5'-RNA exonuclease activity.